UUCACUUCGAUGCAUCAGGUUACGACCGCACAUUGCUAAGGACGACCAGAUAAGACUCAACAAGACAACAUGAAGAGGCUGGCAUCAUGCGGCGGACAUGGGACCUUCGAAAUUCGCGAUGUGACGUGCCUUCUAGAACAGAAUGGGAUCCCGUGUUGUGUUGUUGGCGUCUCCGCACUCAUGUUUUAUGGUGCGCUACGAGUACGAGACAAGUGGGAGAUUUGUGUAGCGACUGAAAAGGUGGAUGAGGCUGCGGAUAUAAUACGACAGCAUGAGGAAUACACACAAACAAAUGAGAAGCGGUAUCCUCAGCCCAUGUCGUUCGCGCACAUGUACACAUGGUUUCGGGGAACUGAGGUAGACUAUGAGUUCUGCCUGGUGCCAUCUCUCCAUGCCCGAAUACCGAUUGACCAAGUUUCUGUGUGGAGAAGCUCAAACGGAGUUCCGUAUGCACCACUACCGGAUUUAGUACAGAGCUACUUGGACAAAUACGACCUGGUAUCGCUGUGCGAUAUUGUUGAUGGAGCGAACCUGGAUUAUGAUUGGGGAAUCACAAACUUGGAUCUCAAAGGAAAGACCGACGUGGAAUGGGCGCAUCAACGUAACGCAGAAUUGAUGGGAGGCGAAGGAAAGUUGGACAUUUCGCUAGCAGCCAGUGUGUUGCCCACUUGUCACGUCGAGACGAUGUCGAUGUGGCGGAAGGUUACGGAAGACAAGAAGGAAAGGUUAUUACAAGUGAUGCUGCCCCAUGAAUUGUUCGAAACACGGUUCAUGCUGAAAGGAUCAAUAUCCGAACCGUGGAGAGAAGAGCGCGAUGGGUGUUAGGAAAUCUUGUGAGGAAGAGAAUCCCAGGUUGAAGAUACAUAUCGUAGUUCCUUCUGUUAUGCAGUGCUUGUCUAUUACUUCAAGACGAACCCUAUUCGACCCACAUCCAUCACACGUCUUUUUCGGCAUCCUAAACAAUAAAAGCAUUGAUUUCCUCG
Messenger RNA from Pseudovirgaria hyperparasitica, 983 nucleotides. RefSeq lists its product as uncharacterized. The transcript has 2 exons. NCBI's taxonomy places the organism in Eukaryota, Fungi, Ascomycota, Dothideomycetes, Acrospermales, Acrospermaceae. The coding region runs from base 70 to 825 and encodes 251 amino acids. The record is from RefSeq and is a predicted model, not a curated record.